GGUCGUCGGUCGACGACUAUCAUGCCUUGCUUAAGCGGUGCUUGUUCCUAUUCCCAAUUGUACAAUACAAUUCAUUCCACUUCCAAAAUAAUCAUACACAGAUGCUUAGAAGACAUUUGAACCGCCAGUUACUUGAAUAUAUCACAUUCAAACACGAACUUUCUUCACCUCACCUUUUUCGAUGUCCACGGUUUUUCGCUCAGGCUUCAUAUCUUUUUCAAUAUUUGCCUUCAACACAACGAGCCUUUCCUUGGACACUGCAGGGUGCGCACGGGCAUUAGAGGCUUCAGCAAUGUUGGGCUCGGCAGUGGUAGCAUUUGCAACGGCGGGCUGGGGAGUCGUAGUGGCAGUGUUUUCUGCAAGUUGAACGACAGUGGUAGAGGUGGUCUCUGUUUGAAUACCAAUUUUGCCGUUGUUGCUGUCAACGUGGGUUUCCGCCUACGGAUUAACAGGAUCGGGGGGAGUAGUCGUACUAGUUUUUGCCCAGUUUACGGAACGAUUCAAGUUGAGCACAUUACAAUGCUUGCUUCCUCUAGUACCUACUCCUUCGUCCUUAUAUCUGCAUGUUGAGUCACGCAGGGUCUUCACCGUUCUGCGACAACGAUAGGG
Molecule: messenger RNA, 609 nt
Organism: Desarmillaria tabescens
Lineage: Eukaryota; Fungi; Basidiomycota; Agaricomycetes; Agaricales; Physalacriaceae
Exons: 3
Coding region: 182-367 (61 amino acids)
Source: RefSeq, a predicted model, not a curated record